This is a messenger RNA of Pyrenophora tritici-repentis Pt-1C-BFP, 801 nucleotides long. Lineage: Eukaryota; Fungi; Ascomycota; Dothideomycetes; Pleosporales; Pleosporaceae. The record is from RefSeq and is a predicted model, not a curated record.
AUGCCUAGAAACCGCAUAAAAAGACAACAAGUCGCGGCUGAAGAUGGGUGGACGGUUAUUACGCAUGGGUUAGCGAAUGUCUCUCUCGUUAAUGCCGAAAAGAGUAGUCACGGAGAUGACAAGGGAAAGAGGAACGCAAAAGACAACAGCACCGGCAAGAAAGGCACCGCUUUUGUACUACCGGAUGUUAUCUCAGAUAUCACAGCUGAGAAAUUGCUUGCAGAGUUUAAAAUGCUGCAGGAGCGGUGGCGGCAGUUGGGGGUUGCGGGACAAAUUGAUGGCAUAUUUGGUGGAAGAGCUGGAAGGAAGGAGGCGGAGGCGGGUGAAGAAGGGGAGAAGGAUAUGGAAAAUGGGAAGAAGGAUGAUUGGGAUAUAAGAGAAGCCAUGUGCAUCGGCAUUGGAAGUUUCAGCAGAGACUGGGUGCAUAGAUGGAGGAGUCUGUGGCAGCUUGUGUUGUUUGUUGAUGUUGUUGGGAAGGUGAUUCCAAAAGAUACCCAAAUACAACCCAUCACAUGCUACGCCACAGACCCAGCCUUUACCCAAAUAGACACGGAAUUCCUCUCUCUUCUCCACAUAUCCGCCCUUCCCUCCUCACCCACCUCCUCCCCAUCCCCCUCCAGCGUUAUCACCUCCCAAACAUUUCUCUACUCCCCCUUCGUAGACUGGUUCCUCCUCCUUCCCACCUUCCUCAAAGACAAAGACCCGGCGGUUUACAUAGGAAACGAGGUUUUGUCUGAUUACACGCUUUUUGCGCAGACAACGGAGAAGAGGGAGAUGUUGGAGAUGUGUAAUGAGUCCUAA